AUGACGGCAGUGGAAUCUGUGAUUGUUCUGCCACGUGACAAGGAAUUAGAAUGGUGCAUGACAGCAGAAGAGAAACAAAAUGUUAAGUUUAUAACUGCUGGUGAAAAAGGCAUCAUUCGGGCAUGGAGUGUUCGUGAUGGCAAGUGCAUCUUUGCUCCAGAGAGAUCUGCAAAUAAAGCUGUGGACAGUAAUUGUGAAAACCCCGCUCCUUCAUCAACGGUUAUCCAGUGUGUCCUCAAUGAAGCUCUUAAUUGCAUCGUUACUGUUUCCGAUGACCAAAAUAUUGUCCUUUAUGACUUGAAUUCACUGAAAAUCUUAAAACAGUUUGUCGGACACCUGGACGAAGUUCUGGACUUAAAAUUUGUGGGGGAAGAUCAUUCCCUUCUCUCGAUCGCUUCAAACAGCCCUGAUGUUAAAGUUAUUGACAGAGAAACCAUGGAUUGCAGAAUAUUGAAUGGACACACAGAUACAAUAAUGGCACUAGAUGCAAGUUUCGAUGGCAAAUACAUCGCUUCAUGUUCAAAGGAUAACAGUCUAAGGAUCUGGAGACUGGGCGAUGACAAAACCUUUUCAUGCGUGGCCUUAGGUGUUGGCCAUACGCAUGCAGUUGGAACUAUUGCUUGGCCGAAAAGAAGCACAGAUCAUUUAGUAACCGGAAGUCAAGAUCUAACUCUGAAGUGCUGGAAAGUCCCACAAAUAUUUGAGGAUAAUGGUUUAUCAAAGAUUCAAGCUGUGUGGACUGUGAAAGCCCAUGAUAAGGACAUCAACUCUGUUGUGUUUUCUCCAAAUGACAAACUCAUCGCUUCGGGGUCUCAAGAUAAAACAGCAAAGUUAUGGCUUGCAUCCGACGGAGGCAUGUACGGGACGCUGCGAGGUCACAAACGAGGAGUUUGGUGCGCAGCGUUUUCUCCAGUCGAUAAAUGCCUAGCAACAGCAUCAGCCGACUAGACAAUUAAGCUAUGGGCAAUUAAAGAUUUAACUUGUGUGAAGACAUUGGAAGGUCAUACCAAUUCGGUGCUGAGGCUUGAAUUCGUGACACGUGGGAUGCAGAUAAUAUCAAGUGGAUCAGACGGCCUAAUCAAAAUAUGGAAUGUGAAAACCAACGAAUGCCUAAAUACUCUAGAUGGGCAUGCAGAUAAAGUGUGUUUUUCAAAGUUUACUUUGGCUUUGUAAUGUAGAAUCUAUUAAUUUCUUCAAGUCAUCAAUCUCUUUGUUUUAGUUAAUACCAUAUUUUUUAGAAAGUAGCUUUGCAAUUUCGUUCUAACAAGUCGGUAAAGAUUCUGACGUAUAACUCGUCGAAGUCAACAUCACUUUUGAUUUUUUAAAUCUAUUUGCAAUAUUGUUCUUCCUAUGAAGAGCAAGUAGAUUAUUGAAGUUCAAAAUACCUUUGACUCAAGGUCCAUGAACCAUAAACUAUGUUUUAGGUUUGGUCGUUGGCUUUGAACAAGACUGAAGACACUCUUGUUACAGGAGGAGGAGAUUCUGUGUUGAACAUUUGGAAGGUAAGUGAAAAUGUCACUACACCAACAACAAAUAAGUAUAUGCCUUGUUAACAUCUUGAGGAAUCGAAGUUAUGAAAUUAUCCACAGUCUCUUAGUUGAAACUUCAGAAAAAGAUAUAGAGAGCCCGUGAUGUUUGUUGUCUUUAUAUGUUUCUUUCCUUGAAACAUGUUCAAAGUAAGCCGUACCAUUACUUUCCAUUCUUUGAUCUUCGUUUCAGUUUCAAUGUCACUGUACUAUGUGUUGUGACGUUGUUUCUUAUGGUGCU
Messenger RNA from Rhopilema esculentum, 1767 nucleotides. Lineage: Eukaryota; Metazoa; Cnidaria; Scyphozoa; Rhizostomeae; Rhizostomatidae. The record is from RefSeq and is a predicted model, not a curated record.